UAUACAGGAAUAUACAAUUAUUUGUUAUAGAGGCAUCAGUAUUGAAAACAAAAUGUAUGCACCACUUCGUAAUGUAAACAGCGGGAAUUUUUCUCUUGAGGAAUUGAAUAAUUUGGAAGUAAAGGAGUUGAUACCAGCAAUUAUGUACAUAAUUGUAUUGAUGAUUUGCGGAGUUAUAGGAAACUCGCUGGUUCUUUACAUCUAUUAUUUCAGGUUUAAACCUAGCAAUCAUCGAUACUUUAUACUAACAUUGGGAGUAUGCGACUUCAUAACGUCUGCAGUAUGUAUGCCGUUUUUAAUUGCGGACGCGUUACAUCCGUUUAUGUUCACAAGCAUAAUCACGUGCAAAAUUUUCCGUUACAUCACAUACAACACAGCUCUCAUCUCAAUCUUCACUUUAUUUGUGAUAGCCGUUGAAAGAUACAGGAAAAUAUGCAAACCGCUGCACAAUCAAAUAACACUACCAUUUGCACGGCGCAUUCUUGUUGGAAUAGUCUUUCUGACGAGCACUGUAUUUGCUCUACCAUCUUUCAUCUUAUAUGGUCACACUUCGGUAUCUACAGGAUAUGGCAAUACUUCUGGAGUUGCUUGUUUCACCGAUGACAAAUUUUGCGACACUCGUAUUCCAAUGGUAUAUAAUUCCAUUUUAUUUGUAAUUGUCUUCAUACUUGGAACUGUUAUGGUGUUUUGUUACACCAAAAUCGCUCAUCAGAGGCAUAUAAGAGCCAAAUUUAGCAAGGCACGUAAAAGAUAUGUAUUUAUUGAAAGCAGUGGUAAUUUUAUAAGUGAACAAUCGGAUAAUUGCGUACACACUUCAGCUAUAAAUGGGUUAAAAGAAGAGUUGCGGGAAACAUUUAAUGACCGAUCAACGCAAACAAACGAUUCUGUUUUCUUUGCGUCAAGUUCUUUAAAUAAGCAGAGCAACCAAUUUAAUGAAUAUUUUCCUGGUGAAAAUAAUAAAUCUUCAGAUGGAAAUGAUCGAACUCACUUUGAAAUAAGUGAAACAAUUAAAUAUGAACUUUACCAGCAUAGCACGGAUUAUAGCAGGAAAAAACUAGAAGGAAACGAGAAAAUCCAUCAAUGUUGUGAUAUUUGCCCUAAUUGUGUUAAGGAUACACAAAACGAAUUCAAGUUUCAAAAUGUUGUUUCACAUUAUGAUAUAAUUGACAACCCUGAAGCUCUAGAUAAGGGAAAAACAACAGACGCAACAAUGAAUUUCCGGGUCUCAUCGCUAACUACAGUUAGUUACUGUGACAGUCCAUCUCCGGCAUUUAAUGAAACGGAUUAUCUAAAGCAAACAAAACGUAGAAUGUUUCAAUGUAGGAGACACAGCAUGCCUGACAUUUUAGUGAAACAUUAUUGUGAUUAUAUCUUUGACGGUAAAGAAAAUUCAUUAUCAUGUAUUACACUUGAUCUAAAUAUGGUAACGCUUGAUCAGAAAAGGCUAGGGCACUCGUCAAAAAUAACAAUAGAACAUAUGUCAACAUUUACACAUGCAGAAAAAUCAUGCAAAGAUGUUGACCUCAAUCUAUCUGAAUUCACACAAAAUACUUACAAAUCUAAAGUACCUGAAGCCAAAAUGAAAUGUCAAAAUAGAAAUGGCGUAAACAAAACCUGCCAUUGCUAUAAAGAUGAACAACUUGGAAAUAAAACAAACCAGCGCAAUAGAAAAGUUUUUAUUAGACGCAAUAAAACAAAGUCUGCAAAGUUUGCCAAACUUCGAGAUAACACCCUGAUAAACGUCACGAAAAUGUUAUUUUACAUCACUCUUGUUUAUUUCAUCAGUUUUAUACCCCAUCUGGUGUUGAUGAUUACAUUAAUGUUGGAUGAUCAGUUCCUAUCAUCGCUAAAUCACGUUGAAGUACAAAUAUUCUAUAUUGCCCUGCGGUCAUUUAUCAUCAACGCCGUUGCUAAUCCGUUCAUAUACAAUUUUAUGGACAAACAAUUUAAGAAAGAGUGUAGACAACUUUGCAAUCGGAAGAAAGUUGCAAAAUGA
Messenger RNA from Ruditapes philippinarum (Manila clam), 1996 nucleotides. RefSeq lists its product as uncharacterized. The transcript has 2 exons. Bases 53 to 1996 code for a protein of 647 amino acids. Lineage: Eukaryota; Metazoa; Mollusca; Bivalvia; Venerida; Veneridae. Gene Ontology annotation, molecular function: G protein-coupled peptide receptor activity. The record is from RefSeq and is a predicted model, not a curated record. Gene Ontology annotation, biological process: neuropeptide signaling pathway. Gene Ontology annotation, cellular component: membrane.